Molecule: messenger RNA, 2604 nt
Organism: Sus scrofa (pig)
Lineage: Eukaryota; Metazoa; Chordata; Mammalia; Artiodactyla; Suidae
Gene: RARB
Product: retinoic acid receptor beta
Biological process (GO): regulation of transcription by RNA polymerase II; cellular response to corticotropin-releasing hormone stimulus; retinoic acid receptor signaling pathway
Cellular component (GO): nucleus; transcription regulator complex
Molecular function (GO): nuclear receptor activity; zinc ion binding; RNA polymerase II cis-regulatory region sequence-specific DNA binding
Source: RefSeq, a predicted model, not a curated record
GGCCCCGCGAGCUCGGAGCGGACACGCGGGGCGGGAGGAGCGCGCGCCCGGGUCGCUGGCCGCCCGCGCGGCGGGGCUGCUGGGAGAGCUGGGCUCUGUGAGAAUCCUGGGAGCUGGUGAUGUCAGACUCGCUGGGUCAUUUGAAGCGAUUGAAACACAGAGCACCAGCUCCGAGGAACUGGUCCCAAGCCCUCCGUCUCCACUUCCUCCGCCUCGUGUGUACAAACCCUGCUUCGUCUGCCAGGACAAGUCAUCGGGCUACCACUAUGGGGUCAGCGCCUGUGAGGGCUGUAAGGGGUUUUUCCGCAGAAGUAUUCAGAAGAACAUGAUUUACACUUGUCACCGAGAUAAGAACUGUGUUAUUAAUAAAGUCACCAGGAAUCGAUGCCAGUACUGUCGACUCCAGAAGUGCUUUGAAGUGGGAAUGUCCAAAGAAUCCGUCAGGAAUGACAGGAACAAGAAAAAGAAGGAGCCUUCGAAGCAGGAAUGCACAGAGAGCUACGAAAUGACAGCCGAGCUGGACGACCUCACAGAGAAGAUCCGAAAAGCUCACCAGGAAACCUUCCCCUCUCUCUGCCAGCUGGGCAAGUACACCACGAAUUCCAGUGCUGACCAUCGAGUCCGACUGGACCUGGGCCUCUGGGACAAAUUCAGUGAGCUGGCCACCAAGUGCAUUAUUAAGAUCGUGGAGUUUGCUAAACGUCUGCCAGGCUUCACCGGCUUGACCAUCGCAGACCAAAUCACCCUGCUGAAGGCCGCCUGCCUGGACAUCCUGAUCCUUAGAAUCUGCACCAGGUAUACCCCGGAGCAGGACACCAUGACGUUCUCAGAUGGCCUGACCCUGAACCGAACCCAGAUGCACAAUGCCGGGUUCGGCCCCCUGACCGACCUUGUGUUCACCUUCGCCAGCCAGCUCCUGCCCUUGGAGAUGGAUGACACAGAGACGGGCCUUCUCAGCGCCAUCUGCUUGAUCUGUGGAGACCGCCAGGACCUUGAAGAACCAACAAAAGUAGAUAAACUACAAGAACCACUGCUGGAAGCACUGAAAAUUUAUAUCAGAAGGAGACGACCCAGCAAGCCUCACAUGUUCAAAGAUCUUAAUGAAAUUACAGAUCUCCGCAGCAUCAGUGCUAAAGGUGCAGAACGUGUAAUUACCUUGAAAAUGGAAAUUCCUGGAUCAAUGCCACCUCUCAUUCAGGAAAUGCUGGAGAAUUCUGAAGGACAUGAACCCUUGACCCCAAGCUCAAGUGGGAACACAGCCGAGCACAGCCCCAGCAUCUCACCCAGCUCAGUGGAGAACAGCGGUGUCAGUCAGUCACCACUGGUGCAGUAGGACACUCUCCAGCUACUUCAGACAUUCCCCAGUACCUUCACUUCCAGAAUUUAAAAUGCAAGGAAAAACAUUUUUACUGCUGCUUAGUUUUUGAACUGAAACUAUAUUAAAUCUCAAGAAGGACCAAGAAGUUUUCAUAUGUAUCAAUAUAUACCCCUCAAUGUCUAACUUACCUAGAAAUACAAACUUUUUAAAUUCUAAAAAUCAGCCAUUUCAUGCAUCCCGAAACUAGUUAAAAGCUUCUAUUUUCCUCUUUGAACACUCAAGAUUGCAUGGCAAAGACCCAGUCAAAAUGAUUUACCCCUGGUUAAGUUUCUGAAGACUCUGUACAUACACAAGUAUGGCUCUGUUCUUUCUAUACUAUAUGUUUGGUGCUUUCCUUUUGUCUUGCAUACUCCAAAUAACCAAGACACCAAGGUUAUGAAACAGACUACUGUACGUGUCCAGUUAAGGUCCAAAAAGAUAACUGUCUUGCUUUCAGAGAAUAAUCAAGACGUCAAGGUAAGGAAAUGGGACUAUUGUACAGUGUGACAAGAUAAGGCUAAAGAUAUCCUAAUUUAGUUAGUAUAGAAGCUUGUCCUUGCUCUUUUUGAUGCUCUCAAACUGCAUCUUUUAUUUCAUGUUGCCCAGUAAAGGUAUACAAAUUCACUGCACUAGCAGAAGAGAAUUCUGUAUCAGUGUAACUGCCAGUUCAGUUCAUCAAAUGUCAUUUGUUCAAUUGUUAAUGUCACUUUAAAUUAAAAGUGGUUUAUUACUUGUUUAAUGACAUAACUACACAGUUUUUUAAAAAAAGAUACAUUUUUACAGUAAUGAUAGCCUCCAAGGCAGAAACACUUUUCAGUGUUAAUAAGUUUUUGUUUACCUGUUCACAAGCCAUGAGGGAGGUUGUGGGAUAACGCCAGGCAGGUCUACCACCUGCACCAUGUAAUGCUAGUAUCCUUCCCGAGUCCUGCUUGAUGCGAGGGUUUCCAUUAACUCCCAAAGACACAGGCAGAGACUCUGUGGCCUCUGGCCUGGCUCAGUCACUAGGAAGCAGAGUGGAAGCUGGGUGGAAUGGUUAGCAGAUACCAGUGUCAGUUCCUUAGUUCUCAUUUAAGCACUAGUGGAAUUUUUUUUUUUUUUUUUUUUGAUAUAUUAGCAAGUCUGUGAUGUACUUUCACUGGCUCUGUUUGUACAUGGAGAUUGUUUAACAAUGCUUUCUAUGUUCAUAUACUGUUUACCUUUUUCCAUGGAGUCUCCUGGCAAAGAAUAAAAUAUAUUUAUUUUAAAGG